AUGUUGCGACCAGUGACAGUUGAAAAUGAUAUGUUGUACAAGGGGUUCAUGUGUAAUGAUAAAAGAACUAUGCAACAUAUCGUCAAACGUUUUGCUGUAAAGAGUCACCACCCUUAUGAAGUUGUAGAGUCGACACCAUCUAUAUGGGCAGUUAGAUGUAAGAAGUGGCAAGAUGGAUGCAAUUCGCGACUUCGUGCGAUUCUUAAGAAAGCCUUUCAAAAGUUUCGCCCCAUGCUUCAAAUAGAUGGUACUCACCUUUACAUAAAAUAUAAGGGGAAGCUAUUGAUUGCAACAUCAGUCGAUUCAAAUGGACAUUUAUUACCUCUUGCUUUUGCCAUUGUAGACGAAGAGAGUCGUCAGACCUGGGGAUGGUUUUUUAAAAACCUAAGAAAAGUUGUUACACAUGAAGAGAUAUGUUUAAUUUCAGAUCGACAUGGUGGUAUUAUCUYUGCGGUCAAUAAUCUAGAUAAUGGUUGGACCGGACCUAAAUCGCAUCACAGAUUCUGUCUACGACAUGUUUCUAGCAACUCCAACCAUAAAUACAAGUGUACCGAAUUGAAAGAUUUGGUAUAUCGUGCCGGUGCUCAAUUCCAAAUUCGAAAGUAUAACAAGGAGGUGGAAAAUAUUAAAUUACUGAAUAGCUCUUGUAUGAAUUUCUUCCGCAACAUUGAGAUUGAGAAGUGGACCCUAUCACAUGAUGGUGGAUGUAGAUAUGAGUGGGCGACAACUAAUCUUUCCGAAUGUAUUAAUGGGGUGCUGAAAAGAGCUCGGAUGUUACCCAUCACUGCCUUGGUAGAACUUACAGUCUACCGAUGCGUAAAAUAUUUCGAGAAGCGGAGGGAGGAGACAAGAGAUGCUUUAAGUAGAAACGAAAAAUACACCAGGUAUGCUUACGAUAAGCUUGUUAGAUGGGCAGCGAGAUCCACCAAACACACUGUAGUCAGUUAUGAUCGAGUCGUAGGUGUGUUUCAUGUGAAAACAGGGCUUCACUAUUACAAUUCGAAAGGAGGGAACACACAAAUAAUGAGAAUUACUGCCGAAGAAUGUUCAUGUACAUGCAACAAGUGGCAAACGUAUGGCAUGCCAUGUUCUUAUUUAAUGACAGUUUGUUCACACUUAAACUUUAACUACGAGGACUACAUUGAGGAUCCUUACAAGCUUUCAAGGUAUGCUGAGGCUUACACUCCUCAAUUUCAGCUAAUCCCACAUGAAGAUUAUUGGAUCGCUCACCCAAACUUACCUAUAUUGCACCCUGAUCUAACAUUAUUGAGAUUGCCUGGAAGACCAAGGAGCUCGCGUAUUCAUAACGAGAUGGAUUUGAGAGAACCAAGUGUUCAACAAAGAUACGGGCUUUGUAAUCAACUUGGUCACAAUCAAAGAAGUUGUCCCUCGAGACGACGGGAAGCACCUUCUUAG
This is a messenger RNA of Momordica charantia (bitter melon), 1416 nucleotides long. RefSeq lists its product as uncharacterized. NCBI's taxonomy places the organism in Eukaryota, Viridiplantae, Streptophyta, Magnoliopsida, Cucurbitales, Cucurbitaceae. Gene Ontology annotation, molecular function: zinc ion binding. The record is from RefSeq and is a predicted model, not a curated record.